Messenger RNA from Pyricularia oryzae 70-15, 2200 nucleotides. RefSeq lists its product as uncharacterized. The record is from RefSeq and is a predicted model, not a curated record. The transcript is spliced from 3 exons. Bases 265 to 1977 code for a protein of 570 amino acids. Gene Ontology annotation, molecular function: long-chain fatty acid-CoA ligase activity. Gene Ontology annotation, cellular component: membrane; endoplasmic reticulum. NCBI's taxonomy places the organism in Eukaryota, Fungi, Ascomycota, Sordariomycetes, Magnaporthales, Pyriculariaceae.
CAGCGCUUGCAUCAUCUUGAAACUUGCCCGAAGUUUACACCGGAUUUCCUGUGGCGGGGACAAAACAAGCUCCGAACCCGAUAUUAUCCACGUAUACAUUGCGACGAUCCCGUCUCCUACACUGCACGGGAAUUUUUCCAGUCCUGUCUUUCUCUCCUCUCGAUUUCGACUUGACCGCAAACGAUUUGUGAAGCAGAACGAUACCUUUUCCCCCACCUCUCAGCUUCCGGAACUGCCGGCUAUACCAAGUCAAAGUCCGCAAAGAUGGGUGUCGACAGCUGGAUGUGGGACAUUGACCAGCGUCUGUCCCAUGUGGUCGGACAAUGGAACGGCUACACGACAACAAUCUUUACCCUUCUCCUCGGCAUCUGGACAUGGGCUCUCUUCAACCGCAAGGAGCCGGACACCCACCCGAUGCUGCUGGCCCGACAGGCCCAGUCUUCACCCGUGCGGCAACCCGGCGAGUCGCCAGUCUAUCGCUGUCAUGCGGCACCACACGGCAUGCCGCUCAACAGCGGACUCAACGUCAAGGACAGUGGUGCUUCCAAGUGGGCUAAGGGCCGGGAUGGUGACCUGCGAGACAUUUGGAGGCGUGCUGUAGCUGGCGUUCCCGAGGGCGAAGGUAACACCGGCGGCAAGGGGAAACUGUUGACGGUCCACGGUGAAAAGGUGGAUGAGCAAAGCCUCGACAAUGUCACUCGCCAGAUCAACAUCAUCGGCCAGCACAUCCUUGAUCAGGGCGGCAACCGUGUUGCCAUCUACCUGCCCAACUCUGUUGAGCUUAUGGCUGCUCUUUUCGCCUGUGCCUUUCACAACCUGACGGCCAUCAUCCUGCCAGUUGAACAACCAGACGAUGUCGUGAUUUCGAUGCUCCGCCGUUCGGCUGCAGACACCGUCAUUGCGCUCCCGGGCGCCUUUCCCUUCGAUCUCGCCGUUAAGAGCUACCCCUCGCUCCGCAACGUGAUCUGGGUCGUCGACGAGGGCAACCGCCACCUCGACUGGAAUGAGGUUCCCAAGGGCAUGGGCGGUGCCGUCAAUGUCGCUACGUGGCACGACCUUGUCGCCGAGGCUCCCCAGGAAGCCGGCAAGGAGUUGCCUCCCAUCGAAGGCCAGAAGGAACCUCGAGACGUGACCGUAUUUUGGCAGAACAAUACCGGAGAGCAGGAAGAGAUGGUCCGCUUUACGACUGCGAAUCUCGUCGCCGCUGUCUCGGCUCAGAUGUUUGCCGUUCCGAUGUCCCAGCGCCUCGGCCCCUCGGACCUGUUUCUCCCCGCUGCCCCGCUCUCGGACGUUUAUACUUUGACCCUGACUCUUGCGGCACUAUUUUCCAACAGCUCGGUAGCCUUUAACUCUGCUGCGGGACGGUCACGGGACCUGCAGGCAGCGACACGCGGUAUCUCGCCGACCGUUAUAGUCGCCACCCCCGAGGCGCUGCUCCAGACCCGCGCCCAGUCGGCCGACUCUCUCAAGUCGUUCAUUGCAAGCACGGUGCACGGCAUCCAGACCCGUAGUCUCCAGAAUGGAAUCAUGCCUGCCGCUUCGCUCUUGACUUCGUUCAACGAUAGCCUCCGUCCCGCAAUCGGCCGCACCCCGGGCAAGCUUCGAUUGAUCUUUGUGGCCGAGCGCGUUGGUGCCGGCACGCCGCCUCUGUCAUCAGCUGUACUGUCUGACCUGAGAAUCCUGACUGGCGCGAGAAUUGUCUACGCUCUCACUGCGCCCAAGGUCGCAGGUGCCGUUUCGCAGACGGGCCUUUACGAUUAUAGAAUCAGCCAGAACGAGGGCGAGAAGGGGUGCUCGCACUUUGGGCCGCCCAUGACGAGCACCGAGAUCCUGUUGAAGGAUAAGGGGGUGCACAAGACUACUGACGAAAAGAUCGAGGGCGAGAUUAUUGUUCGUGGGCCCGCCGUCGCCGGUAAUGAGGCCGCUCUGGGUGUUGUCGGCAGGAUCUUGGACGAUAACACGCUCGCGUAUGUCUGAGCCUUUGCGAAAAAGGCUGCGGCGGGAGAUUUCAAAAGACUGCCCCUGGUCAGAGAAACCAUGUAUAAAUUCUCAAACUACUGCAAAUAUUAUUCAAGAAUUUAACGAUGUUUAUUAAGACCCGCCCUCGAGGCGGCUUAUACAUGUGGGAAAUACAUUGACCAAGGAACAUGCACAAACACGGUUGCAUCCACAUGUCGCAACUGUAGAAACCCCUCGAGUA